GGAUAGGGUCCAGUUGGGUCCAAUGUUGGUCUGCUGUUUAACUGGUGCUGUUCAAACUUCCAACACUAGAGAAAUGAAAUACUGUGACACUAUUAUGAUGAUGUCUUCAAACAUAUUGUUUAUGAUAUGCAGACUCCUUUAUUGCGCUGCUUUCUGACUGCGACCUAAAUGCUUCCUGGCCUAACAACAUUCCUAGGAAUUUGACUGCAUUGCUUCAUCAGGAUUGCGUAAUCCAGUUCUGUGGAUGGCUGCCGUUUACCUGCUGAGCACCUGUUUCACUAGAAGGAAGAUAUUGCAAUAGAAACCUGUUCUGAUUGAUGAUGUUCAGCCCACGGUGACAGAUUUGUUCCCCACACCACAGAAUGCAGGUUUCAACACCUCACUCAAACACUGUACUUCUCACUAACUGGAGGCUAAUCUGCAUAAAGCUCCACCCCCAACAGGUACAUGUAGAAGUGACCCUUGUGUUCAAACUCAGAAGCUCACCGAAAUUCCUACUGGUUGAAAGGAAACCUCAGGGGGACCCUGCUGAGACCACAGAAAGCUGCUGCCUAUCACGCUGCACUGGUAAAGGCCCCACUAUGUUGUUCUACAUCAUGGUUGUCCUGUGUGUCUCGUCCUCUUUGGCUGAUGACUAUGAGAAUUUGGAGCACAACCCAGAACCCUGCAUGAUAUCAGACAAGAAACGUGCUUGUGAAAGCUUCCUGUUUAAACAUGUAAACGAACACGCUCCAACAAGUCUGGACCAGAACCAGUGGCAGAUUUUUAUCCGCAAUGUCAUCAACACAUGUGAUCGACCAGUCCAGUCUUUUGUUCCCUUCGCUGAGAAACAACAAGUCCUCAAUGUGUGCUCUCCUUCUGGGGGUAAAAUAUACCGUGGUCAUCUGUGUGUUAGUAAAGUGGAGUUCAGCUUCACCACAGUGAGAGUGGACAACAACUGUAUUGUGAAGAGCGUCAAGUCAGAGAAGAAAUACCUCAUCUUGGGCUGCGACGAGAUCAAGAACCAAUGCUGCCCGGUCCAUUUUGAGUCCAACCCCAAAAAUGUCGGCCCAGCUGACCACAGCUCAGAUUGCAAAGCACCAGUAUUUCAGGAUCAUGUGAAGUUUGCACUAAGUCGUCCUUCUCUCGGCCUUCUGGUCCUCACACUGCUGUCUGCAGCUUUUAUCUGCUGCAAAUGCAUCUUAAAAAGCAAGAAGAGCGCAGAACACAAGAAAUGAAUGGAACAUCCUCCAGUGCGGCUUUGAGCUGUGGCAGAGGUUUUUGGGUGCCUUCUGGUGGUGGAGGGUCUAAUUUGGCCUUUGGUCUUACAUAAUACAAACAACCUGUGUAACAAACAGGUGACUAAAACUUUUCCACAUAUUGCUGAAUACUAAUCAGGUUCAUUUUUUAGAGAAGCUUAACAUAAAGCUACACUAUGUAUGUUUUGGGGAUUUGGAGACCUCUCUGGUGGAAAUGUGUAAUUGCAUGCAAGAUUUUUUUUUAAUGUGGGUUGUGCUUUGGAUCCCUUCCCCGUGUGGAUGAAUCUGAUGAAUGAAAGAGAAUUCAAACAGAACUCUCAUCUUCAGAGGAUUUGAGGGAAUGAUCUACUAUCAUUUCUUCAUUGAUAUAAUAUUGAUUUUUGCAUUUGAGACCUAAUUUCAUGACAAAUGGACCCAAAGAAAUGGCCCAAAAUUACUUGGACAAAAUUCUGGUUCCAUUGACUUACAUUAAAAGUA
Messenger RNA from Pygocentrus nattereri (red-bellied piranha), 1715 nucleotides. RefSeq lists its product as uncharacterized. The transcript is spliced from 2 exons. The record is from RefSeq and is a predicted model, not a curated record. Lineage: Eukaryota; Metazoa; Chordata; Actinopteri; Characiformes; Serrasalmidae. The coding region runs from base 363 to 1217 and encodes 284 amino acids.